AUGUUUUCUAAAAAUUUAACAAGCAAAGAUUCAUUCUUGGAGCAAAUGAAAGCGGCGAGAGAAGAGCGUGCUUUAGAAAAAAAGCGAGAACAGUCAGCAACCAAAAUACAAGCAAUUGUUCGAGGCUGGCUUGCCAGACAGCGCUUUAUCAAAUUUAUUUUGGAUGAAUUUGAUCACCUAGUACCAGAACCAAGCCAUGGAUCUCAAGAUGAAGGACAACAGAUAGAUUUUGUACAAGCCUUGGAUGUAUAUAAAGCAACUUGCCGCUUGUUUCUUGUAUUUAAGCCACAAAGGGACAGGAAAAGAUUUGAGAGACUCUGCAAGUAUAUAGUCCAGAGUCUGCAUUCAGAGUCUGUAAAAAUAUCUUAUGUAGGAGUGUUCCUAAAUAAAGAAUACAGCUUAUCCUGGAUAUCACAUAUAAAGGAUCUCCUACAUAAAUGCUGUCAGUAUCUGGAGCAACUAAAACCCGAGUCCCCACUGGAUAUGCAGAGUAUACUCAUACAUUUACACACACUGUUGGCAUUUACAGCUACAAAUACAUGGGCUUUGACUCGCCUUAAAAACUUUGAUAAGUUGAGAGGAGGAAUGACACAGCUCUGUGCUAAUGUAAUGGGCUCAUUGUUUCAUAAGGGAUAUUAUUUGACUUUGAAAUCUCUUCUGCUUCGCGGUUUGUGUCGCGAGAAAGUGAGUCUGAAGAACAUAGCGUUGUCUGCAAUUGUCGCCCUCGCUCUUCGCCCUCUUAUCUCAGCCCAGUUUUCUGAGAAGCUCCUCACUAUGUUCAUAAUACAGAUAUUAUCUGUUCCUACAUUGGUGUUCCACAUGCAGCAAAUAUCGCCUGAGUCAAUAUCGACGUUCCGUACGCACGCACUAUUCGACAAGUCCGUAGAGUUUCUAAGCGCAGAUCAAAAUAUGCGAAUUGUGUUCAAUACAUUGGAAGGCAACUACGCGUUGUGCCUCUUGGGGAAUCUGAUACAAAUGGCUCAUAUUGAACGGGAUCAUGCGCUUAAUGAGACCUUUUAUCCAACCUUUGUGCUUGUUUCGACCCGAUUCCUCGACAGUUGCCAGCAAUAUGUGGUGUGCAAGAAGGGAAAUUUAAGCAACUGGCACCCAGUAUUGGGAUGGUUUUCACAAAGCUUCGACGCCUACUUGCCACCAACUAUGGGGAACUUACGAAUGCAGUUAUCUUUGCUAUGGGGAGCACCGUUAUUGAAGAAAUUAUUAGCGGCUCCCUUGAAGGAGAUGAUUGAUGGCGGUGUGGGUGAAGAAGGGGCGGGACCCUCACAACAAUCGUCGCCGUUGCAGAGUAACCCAGCUGCUUUUAUACGGAGAGCAAUCGAAGCUAGGACUAAUAGGGGCAACUCGAAUAAAAACUACAGGAAACUUGGAUCUCCGGAUUGUACAAAGGUGGCGCUUAUUUGCUCGAUGUACCACACUGCGUUACAGACUAUGACACAGGUCAAACUUGAUAUUUUAACAGGUCUCUGCAAUCAAGACGAAAUCCUAUAUUCGUUAUGGCAAUUCCUGUGCACUUUGGGACCAAGCAGCGGAUUGAAAGCUUUCUUAGACCUUCUGGCUGUCAAUACUAAGUCAUCUGCGCCGGAGUUUCAAAUGCUAAUACUAUUCGCAGAUUGCAUGACACAUUAUGUUACAAUUCUUGACGAUAUGGAAAUGUAUGAAAAGCAAGAACCAUUCAAAUUGCAGGAUUUUGUUAAUAUGUCGUCCUUCUUGAAUAUGUUCAUUUAUAAAUCUAUAAUAGGACAAUUAUUUGAUCUCAAAAGCAUCCAAAGCAAUGACGUGUUCCGUUCAGUGCACACGUUGCUUCUGGUGCUGUAUCGCCGUGACUGUCGGCGUGCGUAUACGCCGCCGUCCCAUUGGCUAGUGCGGGAUAUACGCGACUCGCACUUCAUGGCCGACCUUGAGAAGGGGAAGAAACCUCAACAGGUACUGGUUCAAAAGACGCCGCACAUGAUCGCACACGGUGAACGAGUAAGGUUAUUUAGACGGGCCGUAGCGGAUGAAAAGGUGGUACUAGGUCUAACUGAACGUGCAUGUGGGGGUCGGUCCACAUUAGUGACGGUUCGUCGUAAUAGAUUAGUAGAAGAUGGCUAUAGACAACUUGCGGCGUUGCCAAGUAGAGCCUUACGCGGUGUGGUUAGAGUCCGAUUUAUUAACGAACAGGGCCUGGAUGAGGCUGGGAUUGACCAAGAUGGAGUGUUUAAAGAGUUUCUAGAAGAAACAAUAAAACGAGUGUUCGACCCCUCCCUAAACUUAUUCCGUGUGACGAGUGAGGAACGACUUUAUCCAUCACCGACUUCAUGUCUUCAAGAUAAUCAUUUGCAGUUAUUUGAAUUUAUUGGGCGGAUGUUGGGAAAGGCGGUGUACGAGGGAAUUGUGGUAGACGUGCCAUUUGCAUCGUUCUUCCUGAGCCAAGUGCUGGGGCAAACACAACAGGCGCUGUACAGCUGGAUUGAUGAGUUGCCAUCGCUGGACCGAGAUUUGUAUCGGAGUCUGACUUACAUCAAGCACUUCCAGGGUGAUAUAUCCAGUUUGGAACUGACAUUCUCAGUGGACGAGGAACGUCUGGGCGAAAUUGUGACUCACGAAUUGGUUCCCGGCGGCAAAGCCAUACCAGUCACAAAUGAAAAUAAAAUAAACUACAUUCACCUAAUGGCACAUUUUCGGAUGCACACUCAAAUCAAGGACCAGACCAACGCCUUCAUAAAGGGCUUUAGAGCUAUUAUUAAUCCGGAAUGGUUAUCGUUGUUCUCAACACCAGAGUUACAACGCCUCAUAAGCGGUGACAACGUACCUCUGGACUUGAGAGACCUCCGUCGUCACACGCAAUACUACGGCGGUUUUCAUGACUCACAUCGCGUUGUCUGCUGGCUUUGGGAUGUCCUACAACGGGACUUUAGUGAACAUGAAAGGGCACAGUUUCUUAAGUUUGUCACAUCGUGUUCAAAGCCACCCGUCCUCGGCUUUGCACAUCUUAAACCGCCAUUUUCUAUACGAUGUGUUGAAGUGGGCGACGAUGAAGACACGGGUGAUACUAUAGGAAGUGUAAUAAGAGGCUUUUUUACGAUACGCAAAAAGGAUCCCUUGAAUCGCCUACCGACGUCCUCUACUUGCUUUAAUCUGCUCAAACUACCAAACUACCAAAAACGAAGUACGCUACGAGACAAAUUGCGAUACGCAGUAAAUAGCAACACUGGGUUUGAAUUGUCAUAA
Molecule: messenger RNA, 3228 nt
Organism: Pieris macdunnoughi
Lineage: Eukaryota; Metazoa; Arthropoda; Insecta; Lepidoptera; Pieridae
Source: the annotation of a GenBank genome assembly